Budorcas taxicolor (takin) is the source of this 786-nucleotide messenger RNA. RefSeq names its product PRAME family member 12-like. Lineage: Eukaryota; Metazoa; Chordata; Mammalia; Artiodactyla; Bovidae. Gene Ontology annotation, cellular component: cytoplasm. The record is from RefSeq and is a predicted model, not a curated record. The coding region runs from base 1 to 786 and encodes 261 amino acids. The transcript is spliced from 2 exons.
AUGGUGCAGCUGGACUGUAUCCAGGAGGUAUAUGUGGAUCACACCUGGCAUCUGUCCACCCUGGCCAUGUUUGCUCCUCUCCUGGGCCAGAUGACCAAUUUGAAGAGACUCCUCGUCUCCCACAUCCACAUGCCUGAUCCCGAGGAGCAGGAGGAAGAGCACGUUGUCAAAAUUACUUCUCAGUUCCUAAGGCUGCACCAUGUCCAGGAUCUCCACCUGGAAUCCCCCUUCUACCUCGAAGGCUGCCUGGACCAGAUGCUCAGGUGCCUGAAGACCCCCUUGGACAACCUUGGGAUUACUCACUGCCUGCUUACAAAUUCAGACCUGACCCAUCUGUCUCAGAGUCCGAACAUCAGUCAGCUAAAGGGCCUGGAUCUGAGUGGGGUCACGACGACCUACUCUAGUCCUGAGCUCCUCCCAGCUCUGCUGGAGAAAGUUUCAGCCACCCUCCAGGAGCUGUACUUAGAGCAAUCUGGGAUCAGAGACUCCCACUUGGAAUCCAUUCUGCAUAUCUUGAGCCGCUGUUUCCAGCUCAUGUCCUUCAGUCUGCGUGGGAACCUCCUCUCCAUGGCCAUCCUGGAAAAGAUGCUGCGACACACCUCUGGGCUGCCCAGGUUAAGUCAAGAGCUAUACCCUGUCCCUCAGGAAAGUUUCAGCUCUGAUGGGAUCCUCCAACCCAGGAGACUUUCCCAGUGUCAGACUGAACUACUUGAGAUCCUAGAGGACUUGGGACAUCCCAGGACCAUCUGUAUUAGCUUCAUGCCCCUGUCCACCCUGUGGAGAUAA